Diaporthe amygdali is the source of this 483-nucleotide messenger RNA. RefSeq lists its product as uncharacterized. The coding region runs from base 1 to 483 and encodes 160 amino acids. The transcript has 2 exons. NCBI's taxonomy places the organism in Eukaryota, Fungi, Ascomycota, Sordariomycetes, Diaporthales, Diaporthaceae. The record is from RefSeq and is a predicted model, not a curated record.
AUGCCACCCAAACAGAACGCACCCGAUGACCCUCCCGACAUGCCCAUCUCCCUACGCCUCAAGUACGGCGUCCACACCAUCUUUCUCCUCGUCGACCCUCUCGCCCCAUUCUCCGAGCUCACCACAGAGCUCUUCUCCGUCCUACAGGACCGCCACCCAGACGGCCUGCGACCCAGCCUCGACGAGGUGCCUACGCCCCUCCCAGCAGAGGGAGCAGACUACGACAUCGCAUACGGCGUCCUCAAGAACCCCCACGACGACAGCAAGGGAUGGAAGGACCUCCGAAUCAAGGGCAACGAGACCCCCGUCAGCAAGGGGUUGAGGAACAAUGACAUGGUUGCGUUCGUCGUUCGCGAUGCCGACGAGGCCGACGACGUCCCUGUGUUUGUGGUGCACCUGCCCAAGUUCGAGGAAGAGGAUGGAGACGAGGACGGCAACGAGGCUGCAGAUGGAAUGGACGAGGACGAAGAUGAGGAUCUAUAG